GAAAAUGGCUGCAUACACAAGGUUCACACAGCGGCAUCACUCGCACCUGUUGAGAUUAAACACGGUAAGCUGCUUAUGUUGAGAAUAGUAACAAUAAGAAGUGGAGCAGUCUGAGAGGAGCAGACAUUGGAGGUUGGAAAGGCAGCAGCUGUUUCAUCCUGCCUGGACCUACCUUUCUAUCCUUUUUUGGUUGAAUCAACUUCCUCAGGAUUUCACGGAAAACUUGACGUAACUGUGUUGGAUUUAAGAAUGAGCAGAAGGGGGAGGAGACGGAGCAGCAAGAGGAGGAAGAGCUCCAGCAGCAGUAAACAAAGCUCCUCCACAUUUAUCUUUCAAAACCAGAGCAACAAUACCUCAGUCAGCAAUAAAAAAGACAGAGCUGAGAAGAACGAAGAAAACUCUCUUCAGAUAGAGAGGGAUCUGUCCGGAUUUGAAGAUCAACAAUAUGGCUACUCUCCACCCAGCCAAAAAAGAUGUAAACAACAUUUAAACAUGGCUGAAUUUCAGGAACAAAGGAACGUGUAUACAGAAACUACAGAGGUUGAAGAGAAAGGGGUGAAGACAGUAACGCCAGUGUCCGUCAAUGUUGUGGAAAAGUCCUCCCAAAAGGUCAACUACCCUGAUUCACACGAACCCGUAUCUGAAAAUCCAACCAAGUCGCUUACACCAGCAACAAACAUCUUCAAUGUUAACUGCUCUGGGUCACAAGUGAAAGUUGAAAUCCAAGAAAUUCUGCAAGGGAAUCCCUAUGGCAUCAAGACCACGUGUGUUUUUGUGAAUGAAAACAAGGGUUUUGAUAUGAUUAUCAAGCGGGAAUGCGAGGGAAUGCAAAUGCCUGACCAUCAGCGACUGGAACACCUGACGAAAAAUGUGACCAGUCGCAAUGGAAAUCAGGAAAUAAACUACAGAUUCACAUUUGGCAGCAUUACCGAACAAACAAGGGAAAGAAGCGAUUCGAGCUCCGUCUGCUCGCCAAACCUUGGCGGCGAUCCAAAUUACUGUCGUUGUUGCAGUGAUUAUGUCCAACAGAACCUAGCUAAACGUUUAUCGGGUCCACCGUUACUGCUAGACCUUGAUCCUCAAGAGAAGGAGAAAUACGCCUUCGGUGGGGAUCAGUUCUGCCGUUUUCCAACGCCCCGAAUCUUUGCAGACAUUGAAUACAACGCUUUACAGGACCUGACGAAUGACCUAGCUUCCCUUGGGAUAAGAGGUCCAGCAGAAACCGUGUCCCCGUUCUCUGUACUGGAGAAGGAAACUGAAGAUAGAAACCGUUCCUUUGAUCAGUUUUCUGAAUCGGAUAACUACGAGCCCACGUUCAUGAGGCGCUCCAUGUCUACCAACAGGUCCAGCUUCAUCAAAGAGUUCAUCUACUGCCAGAAGAGGAAGUCCUGGAUCAGAAACAACAGCAUCGCCACCGUGGAGCACAAAGAAUGUUUGUUACUGAGGAAAAGAAGGCAGACGUUUCCUGGGACGUCACUCAGUCCAGAACUGAUCCAUGAGGAUGUUCAGUUGCCGUACAACAAGUCGAUUUCGUCUUUCAUCAUGAGCUCACUUCCUUUCCAAACGGAGAGGACUGGAAAAAACAAACGGUUUGAUGACAGUUUUCCUACAUAUAUGAGAAAAAGCUGUGGUUCUUCACAAAGCGGCGGGAGUUCUAAAACUUGCUCAGACUAUUCAGAAACCCAAGGAGAACUUCCUGGCAUGGGGCUUGACAAAGAAAUGAGCUUGGAACUUCAUGCAGAAGAGAUUAUUCAAGGAGGCCUUGCUAUACAAGUCAUUCCUCCAUCCUGCAGUGGCUCAGAGGAACACAUCCUUCAGACGGACCCUGUAGUAGUUGCUGAGGACAGAGAUGAGAAAAGUUUCACAGAAAGGGAUCCUGCCUCAUCCUUGUCAGAACGUGAUAAGUGCCCGCUCAUGAUCGUACCUGCUGGUGCUCCUCAGCACAACUUCCUGCAGAUAGAUUCCACAGGUAGUUGUAGCAGAAGUUGUCUGCAGAAGUCUGUUGACCGAUGUGGGUCACCGCCAGAGGAGACGGAUAUGAAAUCCUUAAAAAAACACGACGUUGCCAUGGAAAUCGAGUCCAACCCGCCUGAACAGUCAGUUAGCGGCACUCCACUUCUGCUAACGACCGAUGAGACGAACAAUCAGAAGGUGCCUAAAGGAAGAAAUCCAGAAGAUUCCAACAAAGCAGCGGACGGUUUAUUAUGUGCCGUCAAAGCAUCUGCGGACAUGGUACUCAAUGCAAGAGAGCUGCCUGUUAAAGCUGGCAAGGCAGAGGCACCCACUGUGUACAGAUCAAACUCGGAGGCUAAAGAGCAUCUAAAGCCCGCGCCUCACAAAGACAGAGACAGCACAGACCACUGGGCCAGGAAGAGAAAACUCUUCAAGGAGAGCAGGCAGUGGAGUUCUACUGGUGGAAGUUCAAUUACCAGUGAUAUUACAGAGGAAUCAGUAUCAGAAGACACACUUUCUACAAACGUGACAGUUCAAGACAAUGAAGACAGGGGCUUUUACGCCGAGACAUUCCAGUCCUCAGCAUGGAUUUAUCAGGGGGACGACAUAGGCUCGGGUGCCAUUUGUCCCAACCUCACAGACAGAACGCGAGCUAUCUCAAUUCGAGAGAGGACAGUUCAAAUAAACAAAGGGACAGGAGAAUAUCCCUGGGGCUUUCGAAUACAGUUUUCCAAACCCAUUGUUGUAACAGAAGUUGACACAAAUGGAGCAGCUGAGGAAGCAGGAUUAAUGGUGGGCGACUACGUCCUUGCCGUUAAUGGAAUUGAUGUCACCAGCAUUCCUCAUUCUGAGGCAGCAAAUCUAGCAAGACAAGGUCCAGAUAUUCUCACAUUGACUAUUGGAUCAGACAUUGCUCGGGGUCCUAACAUACCUAGGCCACCAUGUCGGGGUUACCUCCACAAGCGUACCCAAUCUGGUCUUAUUAAAGGCUGGAGGAAGAGGUGGUUUGUUCUCACACACGACUGCUGCCUGCACUACUACAAAAACAAACGAGACGAAGGCAAGCGGCAGCCUUUAUCAUCAGCAAAGCUGGAAGGGGCUGAGGUCGGGCCAGAUGAUUCCCUGGGAAAGCCAUUUGUUUUCAAGUGCCGGCCUCAGUAUGGGAGUCGGGUGUACUUUCUCUGUGCCACUUCCAAUCAGGAAAGGAAAAGGUGGUUGGAAGCUAUGGAAAGAGCUAUUCAUCCCAUUACACAGAACCAUGUGUGGGUUGAUGUAACGAAACACAAUUCCAAUAUGCCACCACUGGCUGUGAAAAACCCAGACUGUCUUGGACUGCUUAACAAAAUGGACAAAAGUAAAGACACAUGGAUACAGCACUACUGCAUUCUCAAAGAUGCUUGUCUCUACUUGUACAGCGGCAUCAGGGCAACCCAUGCUCAUGGGGGGAUCUACCUUCAAGGUUAUGCAGUGCGGGAGCAGGCUUAUGGAUCCAAAAAGUCCACAAUUGAACUGAAACCUCCAUCUGAUGAGUUUAAGACCUUCUACUUCUGUGCAGACAAUUCAGCUGAAAAUAAGCGGUGGAUUUUAGCUAUCAAAGCUUCCAUAAAGAAGUGGCGGCCAUUUCACCAGGUCCUUCAGGACUAUAUGAGCCUACCGCCAGAAGAAACCAGAAUGUGAGGAGCAGCUGUACAUAUUAACAGCAGUCUCACUCAGCCUGUGGACCCAGAUGAGCUUCCAGUAUGAGGAUGACUUCACUGUUCCCACUAGUCUGCCACUUUAAAGACAAAGUUGCUCAGAAAUGUUCUGCCUGUUAAAACUUUCCUCAUUUCAGCGAUGAGGGUUCAAGUCAGAUUUAAAAUAUGUAAAUAAAGGUUGAUAAACUC
This is a messenger RNA of Fundulus heteroclitus (mummichog), 3836 nucleotides long. RefSeq names its product PDZ and pleckstrin homology domains 1 (gene pdzph1). Gene Ontology annotation, molecular function: protein binding. Bases 250 to 3630 code for a protein of 1126 amino acids. Lineage: Eukaryota; Metazoa; Chordata; Actinopteri; Cyprinodontiformes; Fundulidae. The record is from RefSeq and is a predicted model, not a curated record. The transcript is spliced from 13 exons.